Manihot esculenta (cassava) is the source of this 1442-nucleotide messenger RNA. RefSeq lists its product as uncharacterized. The record is from RefSeq and is a predicted model, not a curated record. NCBI's taxonomy places the organism in Eukaryota, Viridiplantae, Streptophyta, Magnoliopsida, Malpighiales, Euphorbiaceae. The coding region runs from base 437 to 1225 and encodes 262 amino acids. The transcript is spliced from 2 exons.
UCGUGUGGGGAGCCAUCUUAUACUCGACCCUCCUCUAGGUGGAAACGCCUAAGAGAGAGCGACCGAGGGGAGAUGUGCCUGCCUCCACUCACCAGCCCUUCUCCUCCAUUUCUUCUCUUGCGUUAAUUCAUUUUCUCUGAUAAGAUUGUGAAUUUCUCCAAUCCACAUAAGGAAUCAAAUCUUGAAAUAAGCUGUCUCUGCCACAAUUUUUCCCUACCUUCAAUUCAUUUGUUGCAUUUCUCAAUAACGUUUCAUGCACUGCUUGUAGCUAAGAAGCAAAAGCUCUCUCCUCUUCUCUUCCCUUCCCUUCUUGCUUUUUGAAUGCAAACCCAAAACACAAACCAACAAGAUUGAUCAGUCUCUUGUGAGCCUGACCCUUAAUUGUUCCUCAAAGAAAGAAGAGAUUUCUAAUAGUGGUAGUGCAACUUCAAGCAUUAUGGGAUCCAUCAGUCCAUCCCUACCUUCUUUUUCUUCUCUUAUUGGGGAUUAUUACAUGGGCUGUGUUGAUCUGAAAAACAAAGUUGAUAGCUUACAAUCAUCGUCCAAGGUGGAAGAGAUUCAGGGUUUUAGUGAAAGGUGUGAUAUGAGGGAUCGAAGGAAGGAGGGGUUUCCCCCACCAAUACCAUCGCUUGCACGCACUGGGAACUUAUCUUCUCAUAUGCCUUGGGUAUUGAGACGAUUCUAUACUGAUGAUGGAAGAUUGAUUCUCCGAGAAGAAAGAGUGAAGCAUCAUGAAUACUUCCAGGCUCACAGAUGCAAUGGCCGUCUUACCAUGCGACUUGUUUCCCUAGACAAUGAAGUUUUCGCUGAUAAGGAAGAAGAUGAGAAUGAUUUGGAGAAUAGUCAAGAAGAAGUAGCAAGUGAGCUCGACAACUGUCGCAUUGAAGAAGCAAUAAAUGAAGAAGAAGAAGAAGAAGAAGAGAAUGAGCUGAAGAACUGUGACAGUGAAGAAGAAAAAGAAGACAUUAUAGAUGAAUGCAAAGAAACACAAGUGGAUGAAUAUUGUAAUGAUGUUGUCGAUUAUUUUCAUAGUUUUAAUGGCAUUAUAGCAGUAAAGGAGAUUGUGUAUGAAGAUCAAAAAAUGCUUCUUGUGGAGACUAAGAAUAUUGGGCUUGGUGGAAAUUUGAGUGAAAUCAAGUGCUUGAAGAUUUACAAGAGUGUAAGAGCAGGCCCCAGUUUCAUAUUUAGGGUUGCAGUACCAGCAACGAGGCCUGUUCAUGGUUAGACAUGAAUAAAGCCAUAUUUAUGUAUAGAUUUAGCUUAUUCCUUCCAUGCUUAUUAAGUCCAGAUUGAAGAGAGUACGUAGGAAAUAAUCCAUGUUUUGUGUCUAUAUCUGUAGUAGUGAAUUCGCAUUUUGUUUUUUGUUUUUUUAAAUUUAUUAAUAUGUUUUUUGAAAUUGUAAAUUUAUAACUAAGCAGUGUAAAUUUAUAAAUUUUUUGUUA